This is a messenger RNA of Arabidopsis thaliana (thale cress), 1110 nucleotides long. It is a transcript of the gene XTH13, whose product is annotated as xyloglucan endotransglucosylase/hydrolase 13. The transcript has 3 exons. Gene Ontology annotation, molecular function: hydrolase activity, hydrolyzing O-glycosyl compounds; xyloglucan:xyloglucosyl transferase activity. The coding region runs from base 47 to 901 and encodes 284 amino acids. The record is from RefSeq and is marked reviewed. Gene Ontology annotation, biological process: cell wall biogenesis; carbohydrate metabolic process; xyloglucan metabolic process. Gene Ontology annotation, cellular component: apoplast. NCBI's taxonomy places the organism in Eukaryota, Viridiplantae, Streptophyta, Magnoliopsida, Brassicales, Brassicaceae.
AAACCAUCUGAAAACAAUUACUUUUAAGUUUUAACCAACAACAAAAAUGGCGGCUUUUACAACCAAACAGUCUCUGUUGUUGUUGUCUCUUCUGCUCUUGAUCAGCCUCUCCGCAGGAAGUUUCUACGACAAUUUCGAUAUCACUUGGGGAAAUGGUCGUGCCAAUAUAGUAGAGAGUGGACAGCUUUUGACUUGCACUCUCGACAAAAUCUCCGGUUCAGGUUUUCAAUCAAAGAAGGAGUAUUUGUUCGGAAAGAUCGAUAUGAAGAUGAAACUAGUCGCCGGAAACUCAGCAGGAACCGUCACUGCUUACUACCUUUCAUCUAAAGGUGAGACAUGGGAUGAAAUCGACUUCGAGUUCUUGGGUAAUGUUACCGGACAGCCUUAUGUACUUCAUACAAAUGUGUUCACCGGAGGCAAAGGUAACCGUGAAAUGCAGUUCUAUCUCUGGUUUGAUCCCACUGCUGAUUUCCACACCUACACCGUCCUGUGGAAUCCUCUCAACAUCAUCUUUCUCGUGGAUGGAAUCCCAAUCCGAGUGUUCAAGAACAACGAGGCUAAUGGCGUGGCCUACCCGAAGAGCCAGCCAAUGAAGAUUUAUUCAAGUCUUUGGGAAGCUGAUGAUUGGGCUACACAAGGCGGGAAAGUCAAGACAGAUUGGACCAAUGCUCCAUUCAGCGCUUCCUACAAAAGUUUCAACGAUGUGGACUGCUGCAGCCGGACCUCGUUGUUGAAUUGGGUAACAUGUAAUGCGAAUAGCAACUCGUGGAUGUGGACUACCCUUAACUCAAAUCAGUAUGGACAGAUGAAGUGGGUGCAAGAUGAUUAUAUGAUCUAUAACUAUUGUACGGAUUUUAAGAGGUUCCCUCAAGGUUUGCCUACGGAAUGCAAUCUCAACUGAUCAUGUUACCGAGAAAACUGAAGCACUUGACACAAUUUUGUUUCUUUCUUUGUUUUCCUUUUCACCUCAAUAUUUGUUGAUUCAUUUCCCAUAUUGGUUAGCUGAUUAUUUGUUUUGUAAUCUUUAUAAUUUGGUUACGAUUGAUUCAUAGCAAAAACUGUUGGAAUAAAAUGUGAUCUGAACCACUUUAAAUAAACAUGAGAACAGAG